Molecule: messenger RNA, 2649 nt
Organism: Ornithorhynchus anatinus (platypus)
Lineage: Eukaryota; Metazoa; Chordata; Mammalia; Monotremata; Ornithorhynchidae
Product: pre-B-cell leukemia transcription factor 1-like
Exons: 9
Coding region: 828-1853 (341 amino acids)
Biological process (GO): embryonic organ development; brain development; regulation of transcription by RNA polymerase II
Cellular component (GO): nucleus
Molecular function (GO): RNA polymerase II cis-regulatory region sequence-specific DNA binding; DNA-binding transcription factor activity, RNA polymerase II-specific
Source: RefSeq, a predicted model, not a curated record
CCAACCGCUUAGUACACUGCUCCGCACACAAGAAGUGCUCAGUAAAUACCACUGAUUGAUUGAUAGUGAUGCCCGCGGCACUAGCCGAUUUCUGAUCAACCUCCUUUGGUGAUCAGUACUUGUCAUCUGUGAUGGACUGAAGUUUAGCUUGUAAGGAUCAGUGCCUUUCGAGCAUUUUGGUGGCUGUAGGGAUGAAGAAACUGGUGAAGGAUAUAGGUUUCUUUCCUCAGCUGAAGGGAAAACCCUUAGCUCGAAGUACAAGAGCUAAGAAACAUAUCCGGCAGUUGCUUGGAGAAAGAUAUGCUCAGCAAUCUUUUUAAGAACCCCAAAGUUCACUCCUACAUCUCCACAUUUGAAAGCGUCAGUUGACCUCAUUUUACUGGCGAAGACCUUGUUUUCCUUUUCAAAAACCAGAGGCUCCGAUUUUCUGACUCUGAGGAGGCGGCCUCUGGAAACAAAUACAACUCAACCUUUUCUGGGUUGGAAGUGCAAAAGAGACAGCGUGAGCAGUAGAAACGUUCCUGGAUUUCUGCAGGAUGUACCGGGGAAUAUUAUUAGGUGGUUUAGCAGAGUAGGUGCUCGCCGUUGCCAGAGACCUGUACUUAGGUGCCUGAGAGCAUUCAAUAAAAGAAGUCAGAAUCCUUGCCCUCAAGAUGCUUCCAGUCUAAUGUGGGGGAGAAAGGCAAACAAAGACUGAAUACGGACAUUGGAAAGAAGAGCCCUGUGCCAGACUGCUACCGUCUGCCAGCCAGCCUUCCCCAAUCAAAACCAUCCCAGAUCAAAGGAGGACACUCUCGGAAGUUUUCACCUUCGCCACACCAUCAGGAAUGGCUCCAGCUAUUGCUCCCCGGGAAUGCUCAGUGUUGAGUAUUCGCAGCAUUCAGGAAGAGGACCCCCCGGAUGCACAGCUAAUGAGACUAGAUAACAUGUUGCUGGCAGAAGGCGUCUCUGGGCCUGAGAAAAGAGGAAGAGGAGGACCGGGCGCUGGAGCAGCAACACCAGGUGGCUGUCCAAAUGACAAUAGCAUUGAGCACUCUGACUACAGGGCCAAGCUGUCCCAGAUCCGACAGAUAUACCACUCUGAGCUAGAGAAAUAUGAACAGGCCUGCAGCGAAUUUACUACCCACGUAAUGAAUCUUCUCAGGGAGCAGAGCAGGACAAGACCAAUUUCCCCGAAAGAGAUUGAACGGAUGGUCAGCAUUAUCCACGGGAAAUUCAGCACCAUCCAAAUGCAGCUGAAGCAGAGCACGUGUGAGGCGGUCAUGAUCCUCCGCUCCCGAUUCCUCGAUGCCCGGCGAAAGCGGCGCAAUUUCAGCAAGCAGGCCACGGAGGUCCUGAACGAAUAUUUCUAUUCCCACCUGAGUAACCCGUACCCCAGUGAGGAAGCCAAAGAGGAGCUAGCCAAGAAGGGCGGCAUCACGGUCUCCCAGGUGUCCAACUGGUUUGGCAACAAGAGGAUCCGGUACAAAAAGAACAUGGGGAAAUUCCAGGAAGAGGCUAACAUCUAUGCUGCUAAAACAGCAGUGGAUGCCACUAGUGUGACAGCCCAGGGAACACAGGCCGCCUCCCCGUCCACCCCCAGCUCCGGUUCCUCUGGUUCUUUCAAGAUGACAAAUUCUGGGGAAUCGUUUCUCAACCUGCAGUCCUUGACCCCUUACCAGGGUUCCCCUCAGAUGGAUCCCUUGCAUCAUGUAAUCCAUCAGGCAGGCCGCUACGAACCCGUCGUGGGAAAUCCCUUGUAUACAACACAGCGAAUGGACGCAAAUGGCAGCUGGCAGGAUACCACCACCCCUUCAUCAAUCACCUCUCCUGCUGGUGACCCAGGGAGUGUCAACUCGGAUGCAUCCAAUUAAGUUUUUAGGACCUAGUGAUGAGAGGAAAGAGGUCAUUAGUUUCAUUUGUCACGUUGCUCUCUUGCCAGUAUUCUUGUUUUUACAACUUGACACACAGCUAAUUACCUCAGAAAACCUGGAACCAAUAGAAGAUUGUGACUCUACCUCUCAGCAUGACCCAGGGGAAUUCCCUUUUUACUUAGGUGCAUUAGGGUGGGAAAUCGUUUUGAGUACCCGGUCCAUUUUCAUUAGCGAAUCCAUUUUUUUUUUUCUAAAUCCAUUUAUAUCCACUUUGGGGUGAGAAUCUGAAGAAUUUCUUCACAAACUUUUCCCCAAUUUCAAAAGUUCCCUUAUUUUGAUUCCCAUGUUGUUGUUUUUGAAACUAGGAAAUUUCUGUUCUAAGUGAUAGUUACUAACAAUUUAACCCCUUGUAUUGUAAUUGUACAUGUUAUCUGUAUGUAAUUUUGUAUAGGAAAAUAUAUAGCUGUCCUUCGUACUCGAAGAAGACACCACUAACGGUGAAAUUCACCUGUAGGAAAGCAACCUUUUCUUUUCACUCAGAUUCAUUCUGCCAGUCCAGAUCUAAUAAGCAGAUAAAAAAAAAAUUGCUUUACCAAAACUUUCACUGGACUUGGAUCUAAAAUAGAAAUUUUCAUCUUGUGUCCUUUCAUGUAGUUCUAAUUUAAUGUCUAUUGUAAACUCAGACUUUCCUGUGAAUAGGUUCCUGUGCAUUUCUGGAGAUGUUCAUACAAUGUUCACUGCUUUCAGUUGAAAUUUUUGUCAAAGAUAAUAAACUUCCAAAGCCUUUUUUUUCCUC